Messenger RNA from Thamnophis sirtalis, 1872 nucleotides. The record is from RefSeq and is a predicted model, not a curated record. Lineage: Eukaryota; Metazoa; Chordata; Lepidosauria; Squamata; Natricidae.
GUUUGUGUGUGGGUUGCCUUUCCUCAACUUCUCCUGUCUCCGAAGGGAAGAGCUUUCCGCGCGUUCUCCCCUUGUCUUGACUUUUUGCAAAUUUUGGCCUCCAGAGUAAUGGGGCAUAAUGCCUCCCAAAAAGCAUAUAAAAAACAGCCUCCCAGAUCCUCUUCAAGAAGGAAUAAUAUUGACGGAUACCCAAAAACGGAAAUGGAGGUUGGGUCCUAUGAUUGCUUAUGGAGGAUUUGGCUUGGUCUAUCUAGUCAAAAAAUGGAUGAAGAUGAAACAACUAACAUUUUUAGGCAUUCCUGUUUUCUUUGGAUCAGGCCAAAUCAAACAUCUUGGUAAAAGUUACAGAUUUAUGGUGAUGGAAAGAUUAGGAGAAGAUCUUCAAACUGUCUUUGAAAGAGAAGGGAGAAAAUUUGACAAGGAAACUGUUCUGCAGAUUGGGAUGCAGGUGCUAGAUGUCUUGGAAUAUAUUCAUGAAAAUGAAUAUGUGCAUGGGGAUAUUAAAGCAGCAAAUUUACUUUUGGACUACAAAAAUUCAUAUGAGGUUUAUCUUGCUGAUUAUGGACUCGCCUACAGAUAUUGUCCCAGUGGGAACCACAAAGAAUAUCAGGAAAAUCCUAAAAGGAGCCAUAAUGGUACAAUAGAAUUUACCAGCAUAGAUGCACACAAGGGAGUAGCACCAUCCCGAAGAGGGGACCUUGAAACCUUGGGCUACUGUAUGUUGCAGUGGAUCUGUGGAAGUCUACCCUGGGAGCAGAAUUUGAAGCAUCCCGAGGCUGUGCAAGCUGCAAAAACAAAGCUUCUUGAUGAACUGCCUGAUUCAGUAACAAGGUGGGCUCCUGCAGGAGAAAACUGUGGUGAAAUAGCCAGAUUUUUAAAAAAUGUAUCCAAUUUAACAUAUGAUGGAAAACCCCAAUAUGAAAUAUUGAGGAAAAUCCUUUUGAAUGGCCUGGAACAAAAAGGAAUUUGUUACAUGGAGACGCUGGAUUUACCCUCUGUUCAAACCUCUCUAAAUGAAUGCACAAUUCACCCCAGGAAAGCUCAUUUGCUGAUGCCGACACGGAAGCAAGUUAAAGGACAAGAAAGCCAACUAGAGAACAAGGAAUCUUUUAAUCUUAGAAAAGCCACUGCACAAAUGAAAAGUAGCCAAAUACAAGAUAAGCCAGUACUCGUUAGAUUGAAUAAGUUUACUCAAGCUUCAGUGGUGAGUUUGUUAUGUUGCAUUAAAUUGUUUGCUAAAACCUUGUUUUUUUCCAUUUUUUACUUUUUUCUUGAAGAACAUGAAGUACAGAUGAUAAAUGGAAAUAAUGUAUUUGUCCUGAAAUACAUACUUUCAAUAAAUAUGAAAGUAUUGCUAGCAAUUACUAUCAAACAAAUAAUAUGCCUAAUGCUCCAAAUAGAUGUUACCAGGGCUAACAAGCCACUAAGAACAAAUAUUCUCCACACUUUAUAAAAGUUGACAUGUUAGUUUUCUAGUAUAUGAUUAUUCACAAACUGCUUGCUUCAGACAAAUUUCAGUCUUGUUGAAGUGGAAUAUUGUAACCCCUAGCCACAGUUGGCAGCAAAACAUACUUAAAAAAAGACUCUUCACAUACAUCUUUUUGAUCAUUCCACUUCAUUAUUUUUUUAAAGAAAAUCAAUGAUGUAGUUACUAUUUUUAGUUAGCUUUGGUAAUAUAAGGGAAGAACAAAGGGUAAAAUACAACCUCUCUAGCAACAAAGUACUGAAAAUUUGCUCUUGGACAAAUUGCCACUAGUAAUGUUUUUGCCUUCUUUUUCAGGACUAUGUAAAAUCAUUGCCCUGGACAGAUUCCUGCAGUUCUUUCCAGAAUUUUGAAGAAAAUUGUAGAGAAAAUGGAAUCACAUAUUCAGC